UGCCUGCCUGCCUGCAAGAUGUCCUGCUCCAGCCUGUGUGCUCCCUGCGGGGUGGCCGCCCCGGCCCCGCUGGCCGACACCUGCAACGAGCCCUGCGUGCGGCAGUGCCCUGACUCCACGGUGCUGAUCCAGCCCCCGGCCACGGUGGUCACCUUCCCCGGGCCCAUCAUGAGCAACUUCCCCCAGUACAGCGCCGUGGGCUCGGCAGGAGCCCCUGGGGUUGGGGGAGGCUACGGUGGCACUUUUGGGGGCUAUGGAGGCUAUGGUGGCUAUGGAGGCUAUGGUGGCUCCUGGGGCUACGGAGGCCUUGGUGGCUAUAGAGGUUAUGGAGGCCUUGGUGGCUACUGGGGCUAUGGAGGCCUUGGGGGCUAUGGAGGCCUUGGGGGCUAUGGAGGCUACGGAGGCUUUGGUGGCUGUGGAGGCUACGGAGGCUUCGGGGGCUACGGCUACGGGGGCUGGCGCCGAGGCUCUCGGUACCUGAGUGGCAGCUGUGGGCCCUGCUGAGCCCCAGCCUGCACCCGGCGCAGAUGAGGACAGCUCCGGAGAUGUCCCCGGCAAGUCCCAGCUGCAGCCCUGGCCGCUGCCACGGCUGUGUCCGGAGCCUGCCUGCCUCCUGCCUGCUUCCAGCUCUGCUCUGCCUUCCCCAUGCUCUGUCCGAGCAUCCCGCAGGAGCUCACCCAUGGCGAGGAUCCCUCCUGGUGCCCGCCCUUGGUGCCCAUGCUUGGUGUCUGACCGCUGCCCGCAGCCGUGAGCCGCCCUCGGCCGUGGCUCUGCUCUACUCUGCUCUUGUUCGCCUGGGACCGCAAUAAAAUCUCUGCUGCAUCACAGCCUUGACCCAUGUGUUU
This is a messenger RNA of Pogoniulus pusillus (Red-fronted tinkerbird), 845 nucleotides long. RefSeq names its product claw keratin-like. The coding region runs from base 19 to 504 and encodes 161 amino acids. The transcript has a single exon. Lineage: Eukaryota; Metazoa; Chordata; Aves; Piciformes; Lybiidae. Gene Ontology annotation, cellular component: intermediate filament. Gene Ontology annotation, molecular function: structural constituent of cytoskeleton. The record is from RefSeq and is a predicted model, not a curated record.